Messenger RNA from Maniola jurtina (meadow brown), 1934 nucleotides. RefSeq names its product protein AATF (gene Aatf). The record is from RefSeq and is a predicted model, not a curated record. Gene Ontology annotation, cellular component: nucleus; nucleolus. The transcript has 4 exons. The coding region runs from base 99 to 1913 and encodes 604 amino acids. Gene Ontology annotation, biological process: regulation of transcription by RNA polymerase II. NCBI's taxonomy places the organism in Eukaryota, Metazoa, Arthropoda, Insecta, Lepidoptera, Nymphalidae.
CUGUCAACACACGUGACAUUUGAUUUGAUAGAAAAUUGCAAAAUUGUGGAGGUUAGGAUUUGCUUUUGUGUUUAAUUUUUCGAAUUCAAAUAAUAAAUAUGAAGAUGAAACAGAAAAAAUCAUCAAAACAAAUCUUAUCUGACAAAAUCGCAGAUGCCCUAACCGUAAAACCAAGGGCAGACAUCGAGGAUGACCAAAUAUUCAACACAAAACCUGAUACGGUUUCACGUGCGGAUUACUCCUCUGAAAGCGAAGAUGAAGCAACGAUCAGUGAUUUUAGGAAACGUACGGCUAAUUUGCUGAGUGAUAUCAGUAAAAAAUAUGAAGGAAAAAUUGUAUCUCGGAAAGAACUUGAAAAUAGUAUAGAUGGCUCAGACCUAAGCGACGAUGAAGACGAUUCAAAGGAUCCUUUAGGAAAGGCUGUUAAAGAUAUAGAUGACAACUCUCAAGGUUCCAGUGACAAUGAAGAUUUAAUAAACAACAUACCAAACAAGCAUAAAAGUCAAAGUAGUGAUGAGGACAGCAUUGAAUCUGAUGACUAUAGUAUAGUUAAGAAAAUAAGAGGAAAAGUUUUAUUAGACAAAGUACUUAGUGAACAGAAAGAUGCAGUAAGUGACGAGGUCAGUGAAGAAGGCAGUGAAGAAAUUGAUGACUAUAGUAUAUUUAAAAGACAGAUACAAGGUGAAUCAGAUGAAGAAAAAUCAGAUUUAAGUGGAGAAGAAGAGGAAGAAGAAGAUGGAGAAGGUUAUGACAUCAGUCAGAUGGAUGAACCAGUUAAGGAAGAAUUUGAGCAUGUUAAAAAGCAAAACAUUUCUGAAGAGGCAAAGAAAGGAGCUUGUGUUAGAAAUCAGUUGCUGAUAUGGGAAAGUUUAUUGGAAAUGAGGAUACAUUUACAAAGGUGUAUGAACAGUGCUAAUAUGAUGCCCAUGCCAGAUAAAUAUGUUGAACUAAAAGGUUUUAAGGAGUUUGAAGAAGAGAGCAGUGUUGCUGUGAAUAAUAUUGCAACAGUUGUAGAUAAGUUUCUAACACUCCAAGAUUUGUUACUAAAAAACUUUCCUGAAACAAAAAGUUUAUCAUCAAAUAAAAAGCAAACAGAUACAAAAGCAAAUACAAAAGAAGACAGUGAUGAAGAGAUUCCAAGUGACACAGAUAAUGAAGAAAUACCAUCUGACACAGAACCUGAAGACAGUGUAGAAGACAAAACUAAAACAGAUAAAAUAAAAGCCAAUAAAACGGUACAAAAGAAACGUAAACUCGAAGACUACGAAAGUGACUUAUCCACAACCCACAAAAAUUUAAAGACCUUCAGAGACACGACAAUACAAAAAUGGAACGAAAAAACGCGUCUCGCGACAGCCGCUAAUAUCAAAAACGCACCAACAAAUACCAUUCUUCAACAAAUAUCAUACAUCCUAUCAGAUAGAAACAAACUUAUAAGAAGGACUCAAUUAAAGCGAUCAGAUUAUGACAUUGUAGGUUAUAACAAGGCAGAGAAUAAUGAACAGAAUGAACAAAAUAAUAUAGGACAGAAUGGUAUGGCAAAAGAUAGAAAAGACAAUGACGAAUACAUACCAGAAAUAUUUGAUGACAGUGAUUUCUACCAUCAAUUGUUGAGGGAGCUUAUUGAAUGUAAGUCGGCUGAUAUAUCAGAUCCUGUCCAACUCAGUCGACAAUGGAUAGCUUUGCAACAAAUGAGGAGUAAAAUGAAAAGAAAAGUGGACACGAGAGCGACUAAGGGACGGAAAAUUAAAUAUGUUGUUCAUAAUCCACUCGUAAGUUACAUGGCUCCAGAGAAAUCUUUGAAAUGGAAUGAAGAGAGCACUAAUGAGUUAUACAGUUCGCUUUUCGGUAAAAUAUUUGAGAAUAAUAAUGUAGGUCUCAAUGUUGAUCUAGAGAAUGUUAAAAUGAAAUAAUAAAUAUUUUAUUUGAUAUUU